AUGGAAGAGUAUGGGGUACGAAAGAUACCGAGAACAACGGGAACUAGGUCCAGAACGAGGAGAACAGGCUCAAGAAUCUUGGGAACAUCAAGAAUAUCGAGGCUGGCAAGGAUAGCAGGAAUAAUGGGAUUGAUAGGAACAGCAAGAACAGUGGGAACGAUCGGGAACAAGAAAAAUGGGGUCAAGAAUGACAAGAAUGUCGAGGAUAAUAAGAAUAAUGGGAUCAACAGGAACAUUGAGAGUAGUAGGAAUGAUAAGAACGGUAGUAACAACGAGAGUAGCAAGAAUAACAAGAACAACAAGAACAUGAAGGGUGUCAAAUUCAUCAAGAAACAAAAAAGAAAAAAAAACAAGAACUACAAGAACAACAAGAGCAACAAGAGCAACAAGAACAACAAGAAUAACAAGAAUAACAAGAACAACAACAGCAAGAAUGACAAGAAUGGUGAAAUCAAUAAGAACAACAAGAACAUUAAGAAGAUGGGGAUGGCCAAGGAUAACAAUGAGAACAAAAGCAAGAACUACAAAUACAGUACGAACAACAAGAGUAAAAAGAAGACUUGGAACGUCGAGUAG
This is a messenger RNA of Colletes gigas, 576 nucleotides long. Its product is annotated as myb-like protein D. The record is from RefSeq and is a predicted model, not a curated record. Bases 1 to 576 code for a protein of 191 amino acids. Lineage: Eukaryota; Metazoa; Arthropoda; Insecta; Hymenoptera; Colletidae. The transcript has 2 exons.